Molecule: messenger RNA, 628 nt
Organism: Fimicolochytrium jonesii
Lineage: Eukaryota; Fungi; Chytridiomycota; Chytridiomycetes; Spizellomycetales; Powellomycetaceae
Product: 30S ribosomal protein S30e
Exons: 4
Coding region: 87-278 (63 amino acids)
Biological process (GO): translation
Cellular component (GO): cytosolic small ribosomal subunit; ribosome
Molecular function (GO): structural constituent of ribosome
Source: RefSeq, a predicted model, not a curated record
CGAGCGACGACGACCCAACAGAGAGACGGCGCAACAGAACUUGUUCUUCUUUCCUUCCCUUUCGCCAACGACAUAGGACAGUCACCAUGGGUAAGGUUCACGGAUCCCUCGCUCGUGCCGGUAAGGUCAAGGGUCAAUGCCCCAAGGUUGAGAAGCAAGAAAAGAAGAAGAAGAAGACCGGUCGCGCAAAGAAGCGUAUUCAGUACAACCGUCGCUUCGUGAACGCCGUUGCCUCCUUCGGCAAGCGCAAGAUGAACCCCUCCCCCAACUCCAAGUAGAUUUAGGGAGUCCUCCGGUCUCGUUGUCGCCCACACACCACCCAAACGCCCUAGCUCUUCAUUAUCGACCCUUUUCGAACUGUAGGUCGGAUGCUCGAAGCGUCGAUGGCAUUACCAACCUGUCGGCACGAUCCAUCUCAGGAAGAAUAGUUAGAAAAUGCGGAGUCGGUGUACCUCAAUGUACUGCAUGGAAUUACAAAAGCCGUUUUGAUUUUCUGAGAGUGGGCUUGACUUGUUGUUGGAAUGUGCCGUUGUAUUGGCAGAGAACAGGGCAGAGCACUGACGACGAGGGAUACUUUCACAAAAGGAAACCCGGGAUGGCUGUCCGGGCAGUUUGUCCUAGAGGAUUG